Molecule: messenger RNA, 3207 nt
Organism: Cadophora gregata
Lineage: Eukaryota; Fungi; Ascomycota; Leotiomycetes; Helotiales; Ploettnerulaceae
Exons: 2
Coding region: 1608-2981 (457 amino acids)
Source: RefSeq, a predicted model, not a curated record
GUAAUAGCAGGCCAUCGCGUUAACCACUCCGCCAAAGUGCCUCGAUCGUAUUGGAUGACAGAAUCUUGUCUUAUUUAGUAAUAUUUAAGUGUGAAAAAUUGAUGUACUGCGACCUUGACCCACAACCCAAGCGAGUGAACCAAGGUUGUCAGUGGACUGCCCCGCUGAACAUAUUGCCCACACGCUCCUGAGGGUCUGCAACUGUUGGAGGUAGUAAAGGAUUGACCUAGACUUGUAUGUUAAACUGAAAUAUUUCAAAGGAGCAGGCAACUCGAGGGUCAAUGGCAGUUGCACGCGUUGUGUGUUGCGACUGCUGAGCAAAGAUGAGCGAGGAGACAAGAGUGAGCAAGAAGGUUCCCCUCAGUGCACUGAGGCCUACUUUGCGAAUUUUUCUGUUUUGAGGACAUUCCCUUUUCUCUAUUGAGAACUUCAAAGUCGAGAUUCCUGUUAUGUUUGAGGCCAAUAAUUUCAUUUAUUAGAGCCUAAAUUGCUCGACUUUGUUCGUCUGUCUGGCCACACACCGAGACACUGUAACCGGCACACCAAAAACCUCGCUUGUUCCAACUGGCGUCAAGACAGAAGUCCAGGCUUGGAUUUUGGGGACUAGGUAUUUCUGACGGUAAGGGCUUUCAGACGUGAAAAGGCCUUUUCGGCGAGUGCUGUAUUGCUGGUAAUUUCCAUCCAACAUGCUAGGAUGCGCCCCUUCACGAUUCUGGCUGACCACAGUUGUGUUGUUCAACGUAAUUGCUUAGAUUUGCGACAUUGUAUGAACCACUUUUCAUCCUACUGUACUGCAUACCUGGGUGCGAAAGUCUGACAAGAUCUCAAUCCAUUUUCCGGCUGCAAGUACACGUGUACAUCAGCUGACUGGUAAAAUGGUGGCUGUGUGAUGGCAGCCUGCCCAUGCCUCAACUUCCAGAUCAAAACAUGUCAAUAUUAUUGUCUGCGGUCAGCAUGCCUAAAGACGACGAUGAUCAACUUUGCGAUCACUGUAGUGUAAUUUCCAAAUCUCUUGGGUCAAAUAGCUCAGAAGUUGUCAAAGUGCGACACCACGAAACCUACCAAGCUUCCUUAAAGACGGCACACGAUUGUCCGCUCUGCUGCCUGAUUGUUCAAAGUCUAAAGGAAUAUCGGGAUGGAAUAGUUAGCAUUCGAUGUAUCUGUACUAACGAGCUCAAGAUUCGUGUAGAGUAUGUUCAGGAUUUGCGGAAUGGAGCUCUGGUUCCUGAUGCGGAAGAUCUAUAUUUUGAGCUUUUUCGAAGCAGAUGUAAGAGGCCUUUCAAGACUCUUAUUGAACGAGGCUAAGUUCUUCAGACACUCCAGACCAUUCGGACCACGGGGUUUAUGGCAAAUCAAUAUUCGAAGACCCCGUGGAAGCAGUGACAUGCGUCGCGCUACCCUGGAUCUCGGAUUGCCAGAAGAGCCAUGUCAAAUGUCAUCAAACGGAACAAGGAUAUCUACCAACCCGUGUUCUGGAUGUAGGUAAGGACGGUGACAACGUCAACCUACGUGAAGCGAGAGAUAUAUCUGGAAGGUACGCGGUUCUCAGCCACUGUUGGGGGAUUGAACGGGCCCUAAUCACGACAACCGCGAGUAUCGAACAGCAUAUGAAAAAUAUUCCGUGCGAUGAAUUGCCAGCGAACUUUCGAGACGCCGUCAAAAUAUCUAGGUUACUAGGCAUCAGAUACCUCUGGAUCGACUCCCUCUGUAUCAUUCAAGACCAACUUUCGGAUUGGGAGCAUGAGAGUGCGAAGAUGCAUGAAUACUACAAGAACUCAUACGUCACGAUUGCAGCGCUGGAUUCAAAGAAUAGUUUCUCUGGAAUGCUGCAUCGGCGAGACGUACCCUCUGUCCAGCUCCCGGGAUCUGAAAACCUUUUCUUGCGUCUGAAGAUCCCAACAGCACGCUCCAUAUAUGAGAAGUCGAUAUUAGAGUCCCGAGCCUGGUGUCUCCAAGAGCGGCUACUCUCCACCCGAGUAAUACAUAUGGCGAAGUCAGAGAUCCUUUUCGAAUGCCGUACAGGCCACCAGCGCGAGAGCAGUGCCCGGAUUGGAGAUAGCGUUGCCACAGAAGGCUUCUACAAAUUUGGACCCGACAGACUGAAACGAGCUUUGGACAAUCUGGAAACUGAUCCUGAGUCCGCUGAGAAAGCACCAGAUUUUUGGUACAGUCUUGUCGAGCAAUAUUCGCGAAGGAAUUUGACGAAUCCAGGUGAUAUGCUUCCAGCGAUUCUUGGCGUUGCCGAGCAGAUCAGAGAAUAUACCGGACUGAGCUAUAUGUAUGGUCUGUGGAAAGAAGAUUUGGCGAGAGGCCUCUUGUGGACAAAUUGGGGAAGCCGUAUCAACAUGAGCGACGUGCAAAGCCACCAAACCGGGGCUCCAAGCUGGUCAUGGGCGGCUAUGACAGGAUACAACAAAUGUUGGCCCAUGUUACCGCCACCACUGCUUCGCAACAGACUGGACUGGGGUGUGGGCACAUCCUCUGACCGAGAGCUUGUCCUUCGAUGUCGAUGUAUCUACGUCUACCUGCAAAAAUCACAUUCCCAUCCUGUCCGGGCUUCCAAGCAAAAUUCGGACACUGCCAACGUUUCCCAAGUUUACUACAAUGAGUCUCACAACGCAAGGCCAAGCUCAGUCCUGGGUCGUGGAAAUAGAAUUGGGUGGAUGCUUGCUGAUAUGGAAAUAGACCCCGCCAAUUUGACUCAAUGUAAAGCCUUGGAAAUCAUUGGGGCUGAUUUGAAGCACCUAGACGAGCCAAAAGGUGGAGGAGAGAAUGACAGCAAGGAGGAAGCCGUAGCUUCUGCCAAAGUGUGGUUCUUGGUUGUCGUGCCCCAUCCAGAUAUUGUUGGCUGCUGGAAGCGAGUUGGGCUUGGCAUGUCUGUCGAUGCCAGCGGCCAAUUUGACGAUGCUUCCUUUGCCGACGCAAUCAAGCCUGAACUGAUCUUCGAAGGUGGUAAUCUAGAGUCAACAUCUCUGAUAUGAAUUUAGAUCGAUCUUUGGACUAAAUCAAUUGAUAGAACGGCUGGGCUGGGUUAAUCUACUCAAAUUUGUUGAGUCUUCUUAGCCUCUCGAGUCUCCUGAUUGAAUACCGAAGUUCCGAAUUUAUCGUUCCUAUAAAUCUAAAAAUCUCAGUUCCUUCGUUAGUGUUUGCAAGGGAAUGGUCUGAUUAAGAUCAAGGACAGCAACCUCAAUCGCUAUUCUUUCUUCG